UUAACUUCUGCUAAAUGUUAUGUGUCACAUACACGUAAUCGAGUCAAGUUUUUUUUUCCUUUUCUUUUUCUAUUCUUUCUGGAUUCUAACCCUCGAGACUCCAAAUUCAUCCGUUUUUACGCUGAGAGCUUUGGGAAUGUUUUGAAAUAAUCCCCUCACAUCCGGUAAUGGCGUAAAUGUUGCGAAUUGCCCUGUAGCUUCACGUUACAGCGCUUGCCUGCUGCUGAGCUGUUUUGCAGCGGCCGGAUGACCUCGGUGGUUUUCGGUGUUGUCGUACUCAACUUGAGUCGUUGGGUUUUCCAGAGAUCACCGCUGUCAUGACUUAACUCCAGUGGAACUUGCUAGCUGUUGUUGUCGACUGCUUGUGGACUUGUCACCAUGAGAAGCAGAAGCAACUCAGGCGUGAAACUUGACAACUAUGCUCGGAUCGUCCAACAAACUAUCCUGCAACACCAGGAUCCAGUCACGGGUCUUCUGCCUGGCAGCACUGAUCAGCCAGACGCCUGGGUGAGAGACAAUGUCUACAGCAUCCUGUCAGUGUGGGCCCUCAGUCUUGCCUACAGGAAGAACGCUGACCGGGAUGAAGAUAAAGCCAAGGCCUACGAACUUGAGCAGAGUGUGGUCAAGCUCAUGAGAGGAAUCCUCCAGUGUAUAAUGAGGCAGCUGGACAAGGUAGAGAAGUUCAAGUACAGCAGAAGCACCUCAGACUCACUCCAUGCUAAGUACAACACCAGGACCUGCGCCACCGUUGUCGGAGAUGACCAGUGGGGUCACCUGCAGGUCGACGCCACCUCUCUCUUCCUGCUCUUCCUUGCACAAAUGACAGCUUCUGGUCUUCAUAUAGUCUACACUCAAGAUGAAGUGGAUGUUGUUCAAAAUCUCAUGUUUUACAUCGAGGCAGCCUACAAAGUGGCAGAUUAUGGCAUGUGGGAACGUGGAGACAAAACUAACCAGGGCAUCACUGAGAUCAAUGCCAGCUCUAUUGGCACAGCCAAGGCUGCGCUGGAGGCUUUAGAUGACCUUAACCUGUUUGGAGCCAAAGGAGGUCCUGGAUCUGUUGUCCAUGCUCUAGCCGAUGACAUUCAGCACUGCCAGUCCAUCCUGACCUCCAUGUUGCCUCGAGCAUCCAUGUCCAAGGAGGUGGAUGCGGGCGUCUUGGCCAUCAUCUCGUAUCCUGCGUUUGCUGUGGAAGACAUCAACAUUGUCAAUAUGACCAAGGAAGAGAUCAUAUCUAAGCUGCAGGGUCGAUACGGCUGCUGCAGGUUUCUACGAGACGGACACAAAACUCCUAAAGAGGAUCCAAACCGUCUUUAUUAUGAGUCCGCUGAGCUCAAGUUGUUUGAGAACAUUGAGUGUGAGUGGCCUCUGUUCUGGACCUACCUCAUUCUGGAUGGUAUUUUCAUCAACAGCCCACAGCAGGUAGAAGAAUACCAGGAAGCUCUGGAGGGAAUCCUGAUCAAACAGAAAGAUGGCAUCCGGCUCCUCCCAGAACUCUACAGUGUUCCAUCAGAUAAAGUGGAGGAAGAGUACAUGAACCCUCACUCUGUGGAGAGAGUUCCGAUGGGAAAACUACCGCUAAAAUGGGGACAGUCACUCUACAUUCUGGGAAAACUUCUGAGUGAGGGUUUUCUGGCGCCAGGUGAGAUCGACCCGUUAAACCGACGUUUCUCCACCAUCACCAAGCCUGAUGUGGUGGUGCAGGUGUCCAUUCUGGCUGAGACGGAGGAGAUCAAAGAGCUGCUUCUGAAGGACGGAAUAGAUGUGGAGACGGUGGCCGACAUCCAUCCCAUCCACGUACAGCCAUCCAGAGUCCUCAGUCACAUCUAUGCCAGACUUGGUCGCAACCCUCGCCUCGGUCUGACCGGACGUCCCAACAGGAGAAUAGGGGUUCUGGGGACCUCCAAGUUCUACAUCAUCAGAAACACCAUGUUCUCUUUCACUCCCCAGUUUAUUGACCAUCAACAGUUCUACCUGGCCUUGGACAACAAGAUGAUCGUGGAGAUGCUUAGGACUGAAAUUUCCUACCUUGCUUCGAGAUGGAGGAUGACUGGCCGGCCCACGGUCACGUUCCCCAUCUCACAGUCGAUGCUGACUGAGGACCGCACGAACCUGGACCCUGCUGUCGUGGCAACACUUAGGAAGUUACAAGAUGGUUACUAUGGAGGCGCCAGGAUCCAGACGGGCAAGCUGUCAGAGUUUUUGACCACUUCGUGCUUCGCUCACCUCAGCUUCUUGGAUGGUAAGGUGCCUGGCAGCAUGCACCGUCCCGAUGAAGAGUAUGAUGAUGAUGAUGACGGCGAAGGAUACGUGCAUGAAUUACGAUGUGAUGAUGAGGCCGAUGACCUUGCUGAGUAUUUGGACCACCUUUUGGCCCACUCAGCUCCUAAGAAACCCCAGAAGCAGCAGGCAGGGGCUCUGGGGAGAUUCAAGGCUGCAGCCACCAAGACCAAGGAGAUGGUGACUCUAAUGAGCAAGGCUCAAACUCUCGACGUCCAGAAUGUUAACAUGUAUCUGUCCAACAAGCUGUUCCGCUCCCCUCAGCCGUCUCUCAACCUCAAUCUCCCAGAAUCCCCUGCACCGCACGACAGCCAGGUUCCAGAGGUGACCGUGACCCCACAGAGCGGAAUCCCCAGAGAUCCCAGCGGAGCCAUCGAUCAUCACGCGCUGGUCCAGCUGCUGAGAGACACAGAGAGUCUCCGCGACCAGGCGGACAUCCUCUACAUCCUCUACAAAGACAAGGGGAUGGAGUGGGACACCCGUCUUCAUGGUAAAGGCCCCACGGUGAGGGCACUGCUGACAGAUCUCUAUGAGAAAGCCGGCGAACUCAAACACUGGGGGCUGAUCCGGAUGAUCUCUGGCAUGCUGAAGAAGAAGGUGGAGGAGCUGGACUCGGCUUGCUCCGAUUUGCUGGCGCACCAGAAGCACCUAACGGUGGGCCUCCCCCCUGAACCACGAGAGAAAACCAUCACUGCUCCGAUUCCUCCUGACCAGUUGGCUGACCUCAUCGACAAGGCCAGCGAGAACAACAUCAGUGUGGCCAUUCUCACUCAAGAGAUUAUGGUGUAUCUGGCCAUGAGCAUCAGGACACAGCCCAGCCUUUUCAGCGAGAUGUUUCGCCUGCGGAUCGGCCUCAUCAUCCAGGUGAUGGCUACUGAGCUGGCCCAGUCGCUCAACUGCUCAGGAGAGGAGGCCACAGAGAGCCUGAUGAGUCUGAGUCCAUCAGAGCUGAAGAAUCUUCUCCACCACAUCCUCAGUGGGAAGGAGUUUGGAGUUCAGCGCAGCGUGAGAGACCUCGAUGCUGGAGUCAGUCCUGCCAUUUCCAUCCAUCACCUGGGUAACGUGGGCGCCACCAAGAGCGAGCGGGCUGGAAUCAGCAAACUGAAGAGUGACAUGAAGAUGCUUGAGCACAGGUUGUCCUUGACAGAACCCAAGAAGGGGGAGCACAGGUUGUCCUUGACUGAGUUUUUUAUGACGGAUCGAAGGGUCUCAAUGACAGACUCUGUGAAGCUUGAACAGGCCAUGAUGUCUCCACGCAAGAGCCUGAGGUCUCAGUCCCUGGACAUAGAGAACAUCGAGUCUGGGAGGUACAGACUUCCAUCAAUAGAGUCUCUGGAUAUUCCUGAGGGCAUCACCGUCUCCAAGGACACCAGGCACGGGCAGUGGCUGCGCAGGAGGCGUCUGGACGGCGCCUUAAAUCGAGUGCCUGUGGGCUUCUACAAGAAAGUCUGGAAUAUUCUACAGAAAUGUCACGGACUGUCCAUCGAGGGCUUCGUCCUUCCUUCUUCAACCACCAGAGAGAUGACCCCUGGAGAGAUCAAGUUCUCUGUCCAUGUGGAGACGGUGCUGAACCGUGUCCCUCAGCCUGAAUACAGACAACUUCUGGUGGAGGCCAUUCUGGUCCUCACCAUGCUGGCGGACGUGGAGAUUCCAAGCAUCGGCUCCAUCAUCCAUGUGGAGAAGAUCGUCCACCUCGCCAACGACAUGUUCUACAAGGACCAGAGAGAUCUGGAAGCUGAAGAACACAUCCUUGAACGAGACCCCUCCACAGGAGUGUGCAGGCUAUUGUACGACAGCGCUCCUAGUGGUCGCUUUGGCAGCAUGACCUACCUCACCAAGGCCGUGGCCGUCUACGUGCAGGACUUCCUGCCCUGUGGCUCGUGCGCUGUGCAGUGAAACAGAAGAGGCCUUUCUUCUCAUCGCAGUGUUACAGCAACUGAAUCUCAAUACUGAAACCUAACUUUGUGUGCUCAGAUACUCAAGUGAAAAAAUGAUGACCCCCAAUAUGACAGGAAGUGAUCCUUCACCUCAACUUUUUGUGAAUUAUGUUCUUGAAAUAGCUGUUUUAAGUUGCCAUAUACUGUUUUAAAGCACAUUUAUCACAAAUGAAUGUAGUUUUCUCUUAUAGAACUAUUUAUCCAUAACUUUUUAUAGUAAACAAGAAGAAUCCAAAUGCAAAUAAAUCAACUUCCAUUUAAUUAAACAUCCUAGUAAGUAACCAAUCCACUAUAUUAAUGUAUAAUCUUAAACAAGCAGCUGUGUUUGAUCGCAUCAGUAAAUCCCUUUAUUGCUUGCGCUUGUGAUGUUUGUGGAGGGAAGUGCCUUAACAAGAAAAUGCAAUUGAUGUUUUUAAACACGUGAGUUUGUUUUGUCAGUUGGUGGUGAUUGAGUUUUUUUUAAAAAUCUGAUCUCACUAAAAUAUUUUGAUGAGCACCGAGCUACAACAACUACAGCAGUCAUAUACAGACAGAAAGCUAAGCAAAAUGUUUUUUGGAUUUUUUUUUUUCGGAAAGAAAAAACAACCAAGCAUUGCACAUGAUAACUGUGCUGUGCCCCUGCGGAACUAAAGUAAAGUUUGCUGUCCAAGGAAUUUUUUGACAUGAAUAAAUUCAGCCUUACACACGGAAUUUGGCACAUUGAAACUGUUGUUCCUGAAGUUUAAUUUAUUUACUCAUUAUUUCAGUUUACU
Messenger RNA from Synchiropus splendidus (mandarinfish), 4966 nucleotides. It is a transcript of the gene phka1a, whose product is annotated as phosphorylase kinase, alpha 1a (muscle). Gene Ontology annotation, biological process: glycogen metabolic process. Gene Ontology annotation, molecular function: calmodulin binding. The coding region runs from base 379 to 4173 and encodes 1264 amino acids. The record is from RefSeq and is a predicted model, not a curated record. Gene Ontology annotation, cellular component: phosphorylase kinase complex. Lineage: Eukaryota; Metazoa; Chordata; Actinopteri; Syngnathiformes; Callionymidae. The transcript has 35 exons.